Molecule: messenger RNA, 1123 nt
Organism: Carica papaya (papaya)
Lineage: Eukaryota; Viridiplantae; Streptophyta; Magnoliopsida; Brassicales; Caricaceae
Source: RefSeq, a predicted model, not a curated record
CACAACUUAACCAUGAAGGCGACUCGAUAACUUCACUACGAAGUCUUGACCAAACUUCCUAGUAGAUUCCUUCAAUUCUAUAAAUUCAAGCUGUGGAAUCAGCCAUUUCCAAAUCAAUCCUCAAGCUAUAUAAGCCAACCCUACUACAGAUUUCAUCUCGGCACUGCGCGGAUAAACGAUGGCAGAGGAUGCAAGUAUCUCAAGUGCCUUAGCUAAAUCUGCUGCAAGUCAAAGUGAUGGUUGUGAUGUUCACAAUCGAGAGGAUCAAGAAGAAGACGCAGCAAUUGGGUGUUUGGUUUCGUUGGAAAAAUUGAAUCUUGGGCCGAGGAAAAAGCUUAUUGUUCUCAGUUUAAAUGGAUUGCUUGUAUACAGAGUUUUCUUUGACGAUAAGCUUAGAAUGCCCAAGACUCGUAUUGUUCCGGCAAGAUACGGGAAGCAUCUGGUUUUUAAGAGGCCUUUCUGCGAUGAAUUUAUGAGGUUCUGCUUUGAAAGAUUUGAAGUAGGAAUUUGGUCCUCCGCACUAGAACGAAAUGUUGAGGGCGUCUUGGGUUGUGUAAUGGGAGAUUUAAAGAGUAAACUUCUGUUUGAGUGGGAUCAGGAACAAUGUACUGAUUCUGGAUUCAAGUCCUUGGAGAAGGUAGGGAAGCCUCUUUAUCUCAAGGAGCUGCAGAAUCUAUGGGGAAAAAUCAACAAGCAAUUUCUAAAGAAAGAGGGAAAUUUCUCUGCAACAAAUACAUUGCUGAUAGAUGAUAAACCUUACAAGGGUUUACUCAAUCCUCUUAACACCGGUAUCUACCCAAAAUCAUACAAGCCAGGGUUUGCUCAUGAUGAUGCCCUUGAUCCUAAUGGAGAGUUAUGCUUGUUCUUGGAUGGCUUGGCGAAGGCAGAUGAUGUCCAGUCAUAUGUAAAGACACAUUCAUUCGGACAGAAACCGGUUACUCCUUCACAUCCCCAAUGGUUCUACUACUCGAAGAUCAUUCGUCGUCUUUCUCAGAGGAUGAGUUCGAUUGAGAUAUGAAUUACAAUGAAACUCCAGAAUUGGAAAUCAGAAGUCAUGUUACGCUAUGUUUGAUUAAGAUAUGAUUCACAUGAAAUUUUAUAUGGGUCAAUUUUCUUGGUCUAA